Caenorhabditis elegans is the source of this 2456-nucleotide messenger RNA. RefSeq lists its product as uncharacterized. The coding region runs from base 14 to 2245 and encodes 743 amino acids. The record is from RefSeq and is marked reviewed. The transcript has 10 exons. Lineage: Eukaryota; Metazoa; Nematoda; Chromadorea; Rhabditida; Rhabditidae.
UUUCAGAAGUCAAAUGGGAAUGACGAGUAUGACGUCAACGAAUAAACGGAAAGCGUGUGUCAUCGACAAUCUGCUAGAGGCGAAGCGCACACACAACUUGGCACAAAUGCGGCAAGAAUUGGCGUCACUAUGCGAUAAGAAAUCAGAAUUUCUGCGAGCACAGAAAAGGGCAUCACUCUUUGUGGACAGUCGUCGUAUUGGUGCUCCGAGUAUCAUGAACGAAUUUUCCGUGAUUUUUAAAAAAGCUUGUGAGCUCCCAUUGGAAGACGCAGAAGAGCAGAGAUUAUUGAUUGAAGAUAUUAUAAAAGAAUCGAUUGUUAUCGAGUGGCCGAGGAUAUUUCCAGGAGUACAUCCAGAUCAACCAGAAUCAGAACUCGAUUUUGCUCCACUUAUUCAUAGAGCCAGAAAUGUUGUCAAAUGCAGAACAAGUCAUCCGACAAUGCGUGUCAAAAUCUUUGCAAUAUCGGAAAUGAACGAGCUCGCAUCUCCUCAAGUCGUCGAGACAUUUUACCGAGCUUCCCUUGUCAAACUCUGCGGCGACAAUCCGGAUGCAAAGCUCAGACAAAUCGCUGGAAAAAUGAUAUUAACCCAACGAGAGGGAAUCGCAGCAACCAAAAGCGCCGAGCAAAGUGGAGCUGUUGUAAAUUCAGAGGGAAAACUUUUGUGCUCACAGAGUUCAAGCAAUGCUCAAAUUUUACUAUUUGCAAAUCAGCUGAAUGAGCCAAGUGUUCGAACAACUUCUUUGAAAUAUGAUUAUGGAUUCCUAUGUGCCACGUUUCCAGAAAUGGGGGUUACAUUGAACUCGAUGGUGGAUCGUCGGCAGCUCGCAACUCGCUACGCUAUUCAACUUGAAGUACAUCUGAACAUUGAUAAUAAGAUCAUAGUGGUUCAUUCCCUGAUCACCCAUCCCUUCCUGAUUGCAAUCACCAAUGACCAGACCGAGCCACUUUUGCAGUCGAUUUUCUGGAACAGACUUCUCAAUUGUGAUCAGCAUGACGCAUCUGACUACUUCCCUGACAAAAAUCAACUUCCUUGGGGUGUCCUUUGCCAAGCUCUUCGAGCAUUUAUCAAGUCACAAAUCCCACAGGCAAGAUUCCUGACAGAUUAUGAGCUCAAACACGUCCAAGCGAUGCUUCUGCUCCCGCGGAUUCUUCGUUGUGGAAGUCGAAAUGAGCUACAAUUGCUCGAAAUCAGUCUUUUCGGUUCUGUGGAAAACCAACAACGGGAUUUGCAUGAAGAGAUGAAGCGUCUACGCAAUCGGUUGCUCCGCGAGCCUGUCAUGGAUAGUUUCCCGGUUGAGAGGAAGGAGUUCAUCACGGAGAAAAGUAUUUCUAUUUUGGAUAUGAGCACAGAGUUGGGCCAUACCACGUGGCAAUGGCUUCACAGAGCAUGCGAAAUGAUUCAAGAUGUUGGGCACAAGUUGUGUCCAUCUCCAGCUUGUGAGAAGAAAUCUUCAAAGACAAAGAAACAAAUGGCAGCGUCUGAGGAUUAUCAAACUGUUAUCAGUUUGUUCAAUAAAGGAUUCCUCACAUUCUGUUCGACCCAAAAAACUGAAUCUUGUUUCAACUACGUCGAAAAAAACUCAUCAAUGCUCAUGAGAUUCUGCGAUGAAAACAUUGGUCACUUCUCAAUUUGCUACGGUAUUGAAAACGGAAAACCAAAGAUUGGCUCAAUUUCCGCAGAGCAAGUGAAAGAUUUUAAGCAAGGACUCCCUGAAAUGUUGAUUGAUGAGCAUUAUCCAUCCAAAUAUCAUAGUUUGAUUCGAAUGAGUAUGGAAGAUGAAGAUGAUGGCUCACCGGCAGUAUCUGUUCAGAAAAGAGAAAUAUUUAAUAAUUAUAAAACCGAGAGAAGAUCAGUGGAAAGUGUGUCGAUAAUGGAUGAUGAGACAAAUCGAGUCGAUGUUUUGAGUGGAGCACUUCUUGCUCGACAGUCCCCGUCUCCACAGAAUUUGAACCCGUUUGUUCCAAAUAUUGAUAUCGCCGCUUUUACUAAUAAUAACUCCCAACUUACACAAUCAAUAUUCCCACUGCUUCACAGUCUAAGCAGUAACCUGGACAUAAGUACUUUACUCAAAUCUUUCACAAGUCCCCCAACUAACGAAGAAGAUCAUGAAAUGUCAGAUACAUCAGGAGAUGAUCCUCCAACUUCAUCAAUUGCUUCAUUACUUCAAAGUACAGAAGUUCAUGGUGAAGAUGUAAAUGACACUGGAAAUAUUGCACAACUUCUUCUCAAAAACUACCAAUAGCUCUUUCAAUUGUACAUGUUAACAUAGUCUUUCGUUACUUUCUUUCUUGUUAUUUCUCCUAGUGUUUUUCAAAUGAAAACUGCAUACCAUUGUUUCAGUAAGACCUGUUUUAGAAUAGAAAUGGUUUUUUGUGGGAUUUGUCUAUCACAGGCUUGAUUGUUUCUUUCUUUUUCAUUUUUUAUAAUUUUUUUUGAAUAAAUUUUCAUUUCUA